CCAUUUUCUCCCGUGUUUGGCUUCAGUGCACUUGGCUUAAACAAAGAUCCCCAUUAGUGUCAGAGAUGCUGUUUGAUGCCCCUUAACUAAGUGGGAUAGUUAAACAGAAGGAAAAGCUCAGUGUAUUCCCCGUCUCUCCAGUUACUGGUGCUUGCAUGGCUGUAUUAUGAUUUUUUUUAAAUAGUUGGUAGUUCUUGGAAUGGUAAACCUUUAAUCGUAGGUUUUAUAAGUGAUCAUUUGCUUCUGUGUGACCAGUUUUCCUGGACAGCAGCGAGUCCAGUUAUACAGGCAGCUCCCUCAGGAACUUGUCUUGAUUGGUUAGGGGCUGACAGGGUGGGAGAGGCGCUCCGUCUGCUCCCAGCUGAGCUGAGUCUAUAGGGAGUACAGCCUUCACAGCCUUUUCCUCAUGGAAAGAUGAGGUCUUCAUCACCGGUAACCCUCCUGCUCUGCGACCAGCCACUUUCAGAUGCCCUUCAAACACUCCUUCCAUGGAUUUUUGGAUCCAGAAGACAUUUUUAAUACUUAAAGCUGGAAACCCGGUUGAGUGAGCACCACGCCAUGGUUUUCGAUGAUCACCCUCCAACCAAAACCCCUACCAGUUCUUAAAAGGAUUUUAAGCAAACGAACAAGCGAGUUCAACUAAACCUUGACCUUCCACUGUGCCAGGAGGAAGUUGGAAUGAGCAAGGGGCCCUGAGGAGUCGGCGGAGGAUCAGUGAAGAGAGCAGGAAUGAGCUGCUUUAUAUGUGAACUUCCAGCACCAUGCCAAACCUGCUGGCAGCCCAGCACAAGAGGAUCAAACUCCUGCUUUCUCUACUUCUACUGGUCAUCAGCGAGCAGAAAGCGACAGCCUCGUUGCUCGAAAGCCUCAUUUCGAAACGCAUGGAGUACUGGGAAAACUGCAACAGCACCCUGACGUCUACUCCUUUUCCAGCAAGUGGCAACUACUGUAAAGGAAGUUUUGAUAUGUUUGUGUGCUGGCCCCAUUCAUCUCCGGGGAAUGUGUCUGUCCCCUGUCCUCCCUUCUUACCGUGGAUCACAGAGGACGGCAACAGAAGGGCAUAUCGGGAAUGCUUGGAGAACGGCAGCUGGAGAAAGAUGAAGAACUCCUCAGAUCCCUGGCGACAUGAUUCUGAAUGUAAGGAGGACCAAUACUUUAAAGACAAGGAGGAUGAAUUGCUGCGUCAUUCCGCCCUCCGGCUCAUCUCUGUUAUUGGCUAUUCCCUGUCGCUGUUCUCCCUCACUCUGGCCACUCUCCUCAUAGGCAUGCUGAGGAAGCUGCACUGCACCAGAAACUACAUCCACAUGAACCUGUUUGUGUCAUUCAUCCUGCGGGCGGCAGCCGUCAUUUCGAAGGAAAUCAUCUUCCAUCUCAUGUACUCCAACCUGCCCAAGAACGACCCGGGGUGGAACUCCUACUCCAGCUCUGCGAUGGUGCUACUGUGCAAGUUCUCCAAAGUGUGCAUGGAGUACUUUGUGGCGUGUAAUUACUUCUGGCUCUUGGUGGAGGCCAUUUUCCUUCACACGCUGCUCUUCACUGCGGUGCUGACCAAGAGGUGCCUGUUGAAGAAAUACAUUCUGCUAGGAUGGGGGACUCCCGUUCUGUUCGUGACGCCGUGGACCGUGGUUAAGAUUCUGUAUGAGAACACGGGGUGCUGGUCAAUCAUGAACAGAUGGUUCUGGUGGAUAAUAAGAGGCCCGAUUACUCUAUCAGUGCUGGUCAUUUUCUUCAUAUUCAUCAAAAUUCUGAUGCUGCUGUUGUCGAAGCUGAAAGCCGAUCAGGUGAAAUUCACCGACUACAGAUACAGUUUGGCCAGGGCAACGUUGGUGCUGAUUCCCCUGCUGGGAAUCCAUGAAGUGGUCUUCACAGUGCUAAUAGAUGAAUGUAUGGAGGGCAGCAGCCGCUAUGCCCGGAACUUCAUUAACCUCACCCUCAGUUCCUUCCAGGGAUUCUUGGUUGCUGUGCUGUACUGUUUUGCUAAUGGAGAGGUCCAAACUGAGCUGAAAAAGCGCUGGCAACUGUUUUUGUUCACAAACCAUUUCAAGGUCCGGACCUGUUUUCGAGGAGCAAAUCUCAAGCACCUUUGGAAGUGUACUCGGCGGCAGCACAGGAAGCGCUCUCGGCAAUUUGACUCCUAUGGCGAAGGCCCCACUUCGACAGCUCGCCCACACCUCCUCCAGGUGGCUGUGCAAGCGGGAAGUAGGCCCCUUGGACGCGGGCCACUUAAAGGCCAGGGACUUGAGGGCUACGACUCAGCAGGGCUCGACAUUCUUACCAGGAAGAGUCUUUCCAGUAGCGAUGGUGAGAUGACGCUGGGAGAGACGAUGGAGGAGAUUUUGGAAGAGAGUCAGUUCUGAACUCAGUUGGUAAAAUCCAACCAAAUUGGGGUGCAGACAAUGAAUGUAUUCUCCAAGUAGAAUGAGCCAACUUCAGGGGAUGGGAAAAUGGUUUUAGAAAUGCAGCGUGUUCUACCGAGACUUGUAUUACCUGUACAAAAAAAAAGAAAUUCCGGUUUAUGUGGCAAGGAUUUAUUUGCCUAUAUCUCUCUGGGGGUUGUGAUAAAGACUCCAACCCUAGGUUUAAUCCUGUGCACAAAAUGGUUCGGUGAUGCAGCCAAAAAGACUUUUACUCACGAGCCACUCGAGCCAACCACCUACUCUGACACUUACCUUAAAGAAGCUGGAAUUGCCAAACCAGCAACAGACAUCUGUGUCACUGGUUACGAUGGAACGCUGCUCCAAACCCCAACUUCCAUCGCAUUUUUACCGCAAACUCGGCUCUCCGACUACCUCCAUUAUCGGCUUUGAGGAGCAACAGCAGCAGGUCUCCAAUGCUGCCAUGGUCUUUUCCAAGGUCACACAGAGACAGUAUAAAAAGCAUCUCGGACUUGGCUCGU
Xiphophorus hellerii (green swordtail) is the source of this 2896-nucleotide messenger RNA. RefSeq names its product glucagon-like peptide 2 receptor (gene glp2r). Bases 762 to 2357 code for a protein of 531 amino acids. Gene Ontology annotation, cellular component: plasma membrane. The transcript is spliced from 13 exons. Gene Ontology annotation, biological process: adenylate cyclase-modulating G protein-coupled receptor signaling pathway; cell surface receptor signaling pathway. NCBI's taxonomy places the organism in Eukaryota, Metazoa, Chordata, Actinopteri, Cyprinodontiformes, Poeciliidae. The record is from RefSeq and is a predicted model, not a curated record. Gene Ontology annotation, molecular function: peptide hormone binding; glucagon receptor activity.